AUGUUUGUAAAUAAGGUACUUGGUAAACGAUCUGGAUAUGAGAAGGGCUUGGGGUAUGGAGUUGUGCCUUCUAAAUGUUCGAAGAGGUCAACAUGUGAAUCUUCACAAUUGAAGACAGUUCAAGAAAAGUUGAGUGUUACUGAAGAUGAAUUGAAAGAUGCUACUUGUCGUAUUAAAUCCCAACAAGAAUUGAUUCAAACGCAAGAAGCACUAAUUCAAAACUAUGAUGACCGUUGCAAAAAGCAAGAUGAUGAAAUACAAGGCCUAAGGGAAGGGCAAGACGAAUUGAAGCAAAUGCUAUUGCGUUUAUUGCAACAAAAUAGUUCAAGCAAUCAAGACAAACUUUGUUUUUGGUGUUAAUACAACAAAGAAUGGUCCAGUGUAAAGUUUUGAAAGUUAGCUUGUAUUUUGAUCAAUCAUGCAUCACUAAGGAUACUAUUUAGAACAUUUUGCUACUUCUCAAUUGUUUUUGAGUCCUGAUGUAUCUUUGAAGCAUGUAUCUACAAUGAAAUGUUUGGUGUUUAUAAUCGAUAUAAAUUUUUUAAUGUUAUAU
Messenger RNA from Erythranthe guttata (spotted monkey flower), 553 nucleotides. The record is from RefSeq and is a predicted model, not a curated record. Lineage: Eukaryota; Viridiplantae; Streptophyta; Magnoliopsida; Lamiales; Phrymaceae.